Trichoderma aggressivum f. europaeum is the source of this 2139-nucleotide messenger RNA. RefSeq lists its product as uncharacterized. Bases 1 to 2139 code for a protein of 712 amino acids. The record is from RefSeq and is a predicted model, not a curated record. The transcript has 5 exons. Lineage: Eukaryota; Fungi; Ascomycota; Sordariomycetes; Hypocreales; Hypocreaceae.
AUGCUGCUCUCAAUGGCAGGAGUCACUCUCCGUGCUGAUUAUUCUUCACCACCUCGUUCGCGAGUAGGGAGCUUCAUACAUUUCCCGGCCUCGCAAUGCCUCAAAGUACAUCUCGCGCGGCAGCAUCGGGUCCUCGUCGGAUUGCCCCAGGCCCCGUCUCCGAAUCCGCUCCUGCUGCUGCCCAACGCCGAGGCCGUCUACCAUCUCGCCGGAUUGGCUGGAAGUCGGCCGAAAUGUAUCUCGUGCGUGCAGAAAGGGAUAGACUGUCACUACACAUCAGCCAACGCGACCGAAACGAACUCAGGAGUACUGAAGCGGAAAUUCCAAGAAGUGAAACAAAAGACCAGCGAUUAUGAGGAAUUCUACGAUGCCCUCCAAAGGAUGCCACCCAGUGACUCUCAGGCAAUCUUUCGUUUGAUCCGGCGAGGUGCAGACAUCAAAACAGUAAUGGGGCAGAUUACGGAAGGGAACCUUCUUCUCCAGCUCUCUCUGACUCCCGAGACACAACGUCGAUACGAAUUUCCUUUUGUCACAACAAUGCCAGCGGCCCUCCAGACUGGUGACAACCUAUAUCUCAGGUCCUUAAUCUUCGAGGCAACCUUCCACGACCAAAACCAGCAACAGCUUACCGUACCCCUAAAUCAGGUAAAUACCAGAUCAGGAUCGCCACAGUACAUCUACACACAACCUUAUCACAGCGCCGAGAUUGUAAACACGCGACUCUCUUCCGUCGACGUAUCACGCUGGACGGCCGUUUCCGCUGAUAAUGAGCUCAUGAGGGCCUUGCUACACGCGUAUUUUCUUCAUGAGUAUUCGUCAUAUACGAUAUUUCAAAAAGACAUUUUCAUCCAGGCUCUUACAGACGGCGAUGAGCGAUUCUGCUCUUCGCUUCUCGUAAAUGCCCUCUUGGCCCAGGCUUCGGUGUUUCCCCCCUUUGAAGUAUUCAAGCAACGUUGGAAGCAAGCUAACCGUUACAGCAUUGCUAUUCGGGGAUCCAAAAUCGCGAACAGUUCUGGAACCCUGAAAAUAUCGGCUAUCGCUUUCUUGCAGAAGCUCGGCGACUUUGGGAAUUACGGUCCGAAAGAGCAGAUCUUCCAACUCUACAAGCCGCCGUGCUACAUUGGCGACAAGACCCUAAGGCACGCAAGAGACUUCACCGCUUGGUGCCUUUACAAGUAUCAGACCAUAAUGGGCUAUUACUACUUCAAAAGUCCUAUGAUUACGAUCCCGCCCAAAUUUCCUCUUCCCGACCCAUAUGCAGAACCGUCGUGGUACGGUGACUUCAUUCUAAAAUAUCCUGCAAAUAACACCUUCACCUCGCUCUAUUUCCCGCAUUUCUUCUGUGCAGACACAAAGUUGAAGAUUAUUCUCAACGCCAUUGCAGUUUCACUAUUCAAGCCAGAAAAUGUUGGGAGGACUCUCCCAGCCAAUGUGAAGUCGAAUCUUCGAGCCCAACUGGAAUCGUGGCUAGCCUGCCUGUCGGUACCGCUACAUCCCAGCAAUAUUGUCUUUCCAGCACAAUUAAGGUUGCAUAUGGAAUACCACGCCACCAUUUUGACACUGUUGCAGACGCCUGUUAAUAACGACAGAUCCUUCGCGUCCAUCAUUAUGUCUAACGAAAAUGACGAUGAAUUAUUACAAGAGGCUAUUUCAGCAGCUAUGAUUCGACUAGAAACCAUCGUCCGCAUCUACUAUCUACGACACAGUUACGAGUCUUGCAACACAUAUCUUACGUUUUUCCUCUCGAACGUAGGCUUUGCCGCGCUGGAGAGAUUAAGGUCUUCUGAAGUUGAUCACGAGCGUUUCAAGCACAUGAUGUCAACAUUAAUUCCCUGCAUCAAGGGUCUGUAUGAUCAAGGACAGCAUGUACACGUGGCCUCCGCCGUAUAUCGGCUGCUACGUAAUCGCUUAUUGCCUCAAGAUUUGAGGUUCUUGCAAGGGUAUAUCCAUUGGAACAUUACAGAAGAUGAUGAUCCUCUGAUUAUAUCACAUGUCCAAUCCGAAUGGCCAAUACCUAUUGUUGGCCGAGAGAAAGACCCAGAGGCGGCAAAAUUGGAGAAUCUUGCACGACGACUCAACGAAAUGUCGGUAGACUCUUCAAGAGAGACAAGUGAAGAAAACGAAUUAGAAACGAGAUAG